Sorex araneus (European shrew) is the source of this 4847-nucleotide messenger RNA. RefSeq names its product vascular endothelial zinc finger 1 (gene VEZF1). The coding region runs from base 316 to 1914 and encodes 532 amino acids. Gene Ontology annotation, molecular function: RNA polymerase II cis-regulatory region sequence-specific DNA binding; DNA-binding transcription factor activity. The record is from RefSeq and is a predicted model, not a curated record. NCBI's taxonomy places the organism in Eukaryota, Metazoa, Chordata, Mammalia, Eulipotyphla, Soricidae. Gene Ontology annotation, biological process: regulation of transcription by RNA polymerase II. Gene Ontology annotation, cellular component: nucleus. The transcript has 8 exons.
CGCCGCCGCCGCUUUGUUGUCGCCUCCUCCGGCUGAGGAGGCUCCCCGAGCGGGGGGAGUGGGGAGGAGGGGGGUCGGCCGCCGCCGUCAUGGAGGCCAACUGGACCGCGUUCCUGUUCCAGGCUGAACAAGUUGGGAACCCAGAUCCUUCUUAGAAGUGUGGGGAUCCUAGGAAUCCUUAGAGAGUGAUUCUCCGUCGUGGUCUACAGCGUUUUACCCAUGAAGCAGGGACCCGGUGUGACCCUCUUGUGAGAGUGAGCUUCAGCAGUGCUGUUAAAAAUACUUUAUGUUGCCACAGACUUCUGAAUUGGUAAAAUGGCAGCCCAUGAAGCCUCCCAUCACCAACAGCAGGCAGCACAGAACAGCUUGCUGCCCCUCCUGAGCUCUGCUGUGGAGCCCCCCGAUCAGAAACCAUUGCUUCCAAUACCAAUAACUCAAAAACCUCAGGCUGCUCCAGAAACAUUAAAGGAUGCCAUUGGGAUUAAAAAAGAGAAACCCAAAACUUCAUUUGUGUGCACUUAUUGCAGUAAAGCUUUCAGGGACAGCUAUCACUUGAGGCGCCACGAGUCCUGCCACACAGGGAUCAAGUUGGUGUCCCGGUCAAAGAAAACCCCCACAACAGUGGUUCCCCUUAUCUCCACCAUCGCUGGGGACAGCAGCCGAACUUCGUUGGUCUCAACCAUUGCAGGCAUCUUGUCAACAGUCACUACAUCUUCCUCGGGCACCAACCCCAGUAGUAGUGCCAGCACCACAGCUAUGCCUGUGACCCAGUCUGUCAAGAAACCCAGUAAGCCUGUCAAGAAGAAUCAUGCUUGUGAGAUGUGUGGGAAGGCCUUCCGAGAUGUAUACCACCUGAAUCGGCACAAGCUCUCCCAUUCGGACGAAAAGCCCUUCGAGUGUCAUAUUUGUAAUCAGCGCUUCAAGAGAAAGGACCGGAUGACUUACCAUGUGAGGUCUCAUGAAGGAGGCAUCACCAAACCCUAUACUUGCAGUGUUUGUGGGAAAGGCUUCUCGAGGCCUGACCACUUAAGCUGUCACGUAAAACAUGUCCAUUCAACAGAAAGACCCUUCAAAUGCCAAUUUUCCUCCCUCAUGCAGACGUGCACUGCUGCCUUUGCCACCAAAGACAGACUACGGACACACAUGGUGCGCCACGAAGGCAAGGUAUCAUGUAACAUCUGUGGGAAGCUCCUGAGUGCAGCCUACAUCACCAGCCACUUAAAGACACAUGGGCAGAGCCAAAGUAUCAACUGUAAUACAUGUAAACAAGGCAUUAGUAAAAUAGCGUGCAUGAGUGAAGAGACCAGCAACCAGAAGCAGCAGCAGCAGCAGCAGCAACAGCAGCACGUGACCAGUUGGCCAGGGAAGCAGGUAGAGACACUGAGACUGUGGGAAGAAGCUGUCAAAGCAAGAAAGAAAGUUUUUGAGAGCCACUCAGGACUCAGAUGCUCAGGACUUCUGGCUCUGCAAUCAGGGAUCACUUCUGAAGCUGCUACUCUGUGCCAAACCUCCACGGCUGCUACGACACCUGUGACUCUCACUACUCCAUUCAAUAUAACAUCCUCUGUGUCAUCUGGGACUAUAUCAAACCCAGUCACAGUGGCAGCUGCAAUGAGCAUGAGAAGUCCAGUAAAUGUUUCAAGUGCAGUUAACAUAACCAGUCCAAUGAACAUAGGACACCCAGUAACUAUAACCAGUCCAUUAUCCAUGACCUCUCCUUUAACACUCACUACCCCAGUCAACCUCCCUACCCCUGUCACUGCCCCAGUGAAUAUAGCACAUCCUGUCACGAUCACGUCUCCAAUGAACCUGCCCACACCUAUGACAUUAGCUGCCCCUCUCAAUAUAGCAAUGAGACCUGUAGAAAGCAUGCCUUUCUUACCCCAGGCUUUGCCUACAUCACCACCUUGGUAAACAGUAUUAUAAAAUCAAAAUAUAGGUUAAAGUAAAUAUUUACCAGCAACUUACUUUUAGUUUAUUAAAGCAAAAAGUAAACCAUGAAAUUGGGAGAUUUUAUUAUUAGUUAAUAGUGUAGCAGCAUUUUCUCCAAUUUGGCUGGGAUUAUUUAAAAUAGGGUGUGUAUGUAAUUUAUCACUGGACCACUUUAGUUUAAUCAUAAAUUCCUUUUAGCUGACAGCAUUGCUUAAACAGGAUAGUAGUUGGAUAAAGUGUCAGAAUUAAAGCCAAUCAUAAAAAAGCAAAACCCAUUUCAAAAGGUUUUUUAAAAAAUAGCAUUACUGUUUCUAAUCCCAGAAAUCAUUUUAAACACUAGCAGAAUUCUCCCUAUACAAGUUGGAUGGCUGAUUUUAACCUGGAGUUCUAAAUUCAUGAAUUAAAGGCUAGUGUAGAAUUGUCUGUUUAUUGUUUUUAUGAGUAAAUACAUGCAUUGUCAUUAUAAAAUGCAUUUCAGAGAAUAUGCAUUUUACCUUUGGGAAUAUGUUAAUUUCAGGCAGCAUUCCCUAUGGGAAAGGUGAUACCAGCUCUGAUAUGCAAAGCAUAUGAUAAUUUAUCAUUCUAACUUCAACAUAUAAUAGGGAUUGUGACCUGAUAUUUGGAGAUGUAAAUAUUGCUCAGCAUAUUAAUCCUGAUGGAAUAUAGCAUUGUAGUUGUCUUUUCUAAAAAAAUAAAAAAAAAAACAAAAAAUAUACAAAUUGUGUUUUGGUAAAAAAAAAAGACCGCAGCUGACAGAGGAGAAGUCAAGAAUGCGGACAGGCAGACUCCUAACAAAGGGAGGCUAAUGGACUCCUAUUCAGGAGCCAAGGAAAACUUUGGAACAGUUUAAAUAUGUUGCUUUAAAUUGGAAGACGUUGGAGGCACUGGGAUGUGAUGCCCCUCUCCCAAUCAGAGCCUGUUGAUAUUACAACAGGGACAGAUGUGUUAGUUGCUCACUAGAGUUUAUGUCUUAUAUUAAAUUGUAUACAGUUUUUAUUCUAACCACUAACUAGGUAGUAUACCCCUUCAGAACAGCAGAGUGUACCUUUUUAAUUUUUCCUUCCGUUUCUUAAUCAAGUAUUGUGCAGAUUUGUUCAUCUUUGUAAAUAUGGCCAUCACUCUUUUUUUUUUCUUUGAGAAAACACUUGUAUCAGCUUUGUGGUGUUUUCAGGGAGACAACUGUUCGCACUCCCUAUAGAAACCCAGCAAUGAUUGUGCACGUUAAGACAUGUGCUUUAUUUCUUAGCAGGAUAUUUUAUCUUUGUACAUAAGGUAGAAACCAAAAGCUAGGGAAACAGAUACUCUUUGCACCAUCAUGCCACACAUUAAUGUUUUUAAAGCAUUGUUUUUUUUUUUUAAAUGUUACUAAAACCAGGACUCUGAUUUUUUUUUUUAAGUUGCAAUACGUUGGGGUUUUUUUGUUGUUGUUGUUUUUUUAAUCUUGCAGUUCAGACAAACAAAAUUUGUUGUGUUAAUCUUGCAGAAUGUUUGCAGGACUGACUAUCAAACUGGAUGACUUCCGUUUAUACCCCACUGUGUCAGUUCAAGCAUCAAAAUACCUUGCAUCUGAGGCAGACUUCCUACAUCAGGGACAGGUAUCUGUGUGUCAUUAUACAAAACAGUUCUAGGGGGUUGAACUACAUAGUAAAAAAAUAAAUAGUACUUAGUGUAAAAUAAUUUUAUAAAUGAUCUUUUGUACUUUAGGACAUUAAAUUGUACAACUUUUGUAUAUAUAAAAGCUUAGGAUCUUUCUGUUUAGCAGGAAGGCAACACAUUCCUACACUUUUAAUGUAUAUGUUUGUUAUAAUGUCCAUGUAAACAUGCCCUAUGUUUGUGCCUUUUAAUUAGUUUGUCUCAAUAAACAAAAUGUAGAGAAAAUAUGUAGCUAUGACUUUGUUACAACUGUUCUUAUCCACAGUACAAAGAUGGUUUGUUUUUAAUAUGUAGAGCAUUAUGUGUGGACUACUGGAAGGACGCAUGUAAGGAAGGCCCAUGCAUGGCCCUGUUGAGGCCUGGAUCAAGCGGUAGUGACCACAUUUGGAGGAAGCCCUUAUUUCCUUAUAGGCAGACCCAGGACCAGGUUCUGGCUCUGCCUGCUGGAACCUGUCAUCUGUCUUCUGGCUGGCGAUCGUGAUCGUCCAUGAGUCAAACAACCUGGCUUCCUCCAUAGUGGCUCAAAGAGCAGUCAGUCAGUCCUUAGUUGGGUUUGGGGUAGACCCUACCCCCAGGCUAGAGUGUGGUCAUCAGAACCCUGAAAGUAUUAGUUCUUUAAAAAAAAAAAGAAGAAAGUAAAUGAUAUAUACUUAAAUGAUUGUUUUAUCAACUCAUUGUAUAAUAAACAGGAGUGAGACUUCAUUGUAUGACUUCAGUUAAAAUAAUAUUUUGUAUGCAUUCUUUAUUCACCUAAGAAGCUUGUCUGCAAUAAUAAAGCCACGUCGUGUCUUUGGGGAGGGAGAGAAUUAAUAGAAUGGGGGUGGCAGAGGGCUACUGAAAGGGGGGCCAAGUAGGUUAUGUGGUGAAAUUCUGUAACUUGGAACUGGAAUUGAGUUUUGAUGCUGAUGAACUGAUUCAACUAAGAGUUGAAGGCACGACGGCCACCACUACGAAAAAGCAGAGAGUAUGUUUCCCCUUCUGGUUGUAACAAGUUGAAAGCUUCCCCUUUAUCAGAUUGGCAGCUAAACAGUUGUAUUAGAUAAUCCUUAAAUCUGACAUCCAGCCUGUUAUGCUCUAGGGCUCACUGCUUGGCCUGCAUUUGCCUUUUACUGUGUAUCCAUUUCCCUCCUAAGGUGUGCUCCUAAAUGAAGGUUUCUAUGUAAGCAGAUGAUUUUUCCUGUCAAUACCAGCACUGUAUUACUAACAUGCAAAAUACUGCAGAUUUAUUUUGACAAAUUAAAGUUAACCAGUCACAAAUGUUA